CUCAACCAAUUUCAUUAACCCAAAAUUUUUCUCUGAACCCUAAUCAUUCACCAUUGGAUUUCUAGCUCAAAUUCGACUUGAUAAAUUUCGGAAUCGUCAUAAUCAUCAUCUCGCGAGGACUGAAACUGCUGGUGCAUGAAAAGGAGUAUAGUUGUUGAGGCAGUUAGAUUUGGUUAAGUGCAGUUAAAGGAAUUAGUUAGCAGCAGAAUUAGCUAGUUAAUUAGGUGGUUAUUAGGUAAAAUAGCUAAUCUUCUAUAAAUAGCAUUGUACUCUUCUUCAAUUAAUAAUCAAUUAAUGAAAUGGAAUAUCGUUUUCUCUCUUAUCUUCCUCUCUCAAUACUCUGCAACUUCCGGUGAAUUCUCCGGUCAAGUUCCGGUGCCUUCCUCGGUGGCUGUUCAGACCCCAGCCGCCCUAGUCUGCACCAACUGCAUUCUACCGAUGGGAAAAACCAGCGCACGUGGUGAGGGGAAGUCGAGUGCAGAUCGCAAGUUCGAUAAGAAAUUGGAGUUUUACGAGAAGGUCAGAGCAGCAGUUACCAGCAAAGCUAUCAGCAAGGAGCAAAAGCAAAAGAAACGAAGCAGGCAAAAGAAACUAAAAGCAUAUGAUCUGACCUCCCUCACAGAGUGCCUCCCUGAGUUGAAAGCUCCAUCAGCAUCAGCACCAGUCGAAUUGAAACUUAAUUGCAAAAGGAGAAAUGACCUAGUGGUUAAAGAGAGUAAUAAGUUGAAGAUGGUUAUCAACCAUCCAGUUUAUCAGUCGGAUCCUUUGGCUGCCAUUUAUCAACAUUUGCAGACGACACAGCCUGCCCCUGAUAAGAAGCCUAAGAAAAAGGAUGGUAAAGCUAGAAAAAGUAAGACGAAAAAGAAGAAGUCUAAAGACACAGAGUCGAUGGAUAUAUAAAUGCAAGGAUUUGGAUUUCUUCAUUUUCUGCUACGGGUGCCUUCUGGCACCAGUUUUGCAAACAGUUGUGCGUGUAGUUUCAUGGCAUGCAAGUCAUUCCUUCUGCUGUAGAACUUGGAGAUGUGAAGGUGUAACACUGAAUCAAUCAGUAAAUGGUGGGCAUGAACUAUUGGUUUAGAUUUCAUGGUAUGUGCAUAGUUAAGGCAGCCUAUUUUUGUUAGGACUUUACUGCAGUAUAACUAAAAAGAGUGAAAGGAGUUUUUUUUUGUGCCUGAAUAUAAGAAAUGUAUUGGGAUUCGUGAUU
Molecule: messenger RNA, 1204 nt
Organism: Salvia splendens (bonfire salvia)
Lineage: Eukaryota; Viridiplantae; Streptophyta; Magnoliopsida; Lamiales; Lamiaceae
Exons: 5
Coding region: 295-900 (201 amino acids)
Biological process (GO): maturation of SSU-rRNA from tricistronic rRNA transcript (SSU-rRNA, 5.8S rRNA, LSU-rRNA)
Cellular component (GO): 90S preribosome; preribosome, small subunit precursor; nucleolus
Source: RefSeq, a predicted model, not a curated record